UCUGUCCUAACCUUGCUGUCAAAAUUUGUCAUCCGCACGGAGGUGGCAUCGUUCGACGUUGCGGAAAUUCGGAGUUUCACGGAGGCAGACUACGACAACGCCUGGGACGAUGCGGUUUUCGAGACGCUACUAAUCUGCACGAGCGCGAAAGUGAUGGAGUGACGAGGGAUGCAUGGUGCCACGAAAAUGUCUCUUCACAUCGAUUGAUGACAUCUGAACCGCUGUUUUCUGUGGAGGAGAUUGAGUGACAUUUUGAGAGCAGCCUGUGCGUGCGUGCGUGCGUGCGUUUACUUAAAACAAUGAUGGAGUUGAGUCAUAGUUUGACCCUCAAUGAGGAUGCUCUUAAUCAAAUUCCGGAGGCUAAGCGACCAGUCUUCAUUUUUGAAUGGUUGCGCUUUUUGGACAAGGUUCUGGUUGCCGCUCAAAAGAGUGACAUUAAAGGAUGCCAGCAAAAGUUAGUUGAGCAAUUAACCAGGCACAUGCAAGGAGCGCCUGGUCCACCAACCCGACGUCUCAUCGCAAGAUGCCUGGCAACUUUGUUCAGCGUAGGAGACACAUUCCUGCUCUUUGAUACUGUCAACAAGUGCAAUGAUAUCUUGAGGAAUAAGGAUGAUUCGCCAAGCUUUUUACCCACAAAACUAGCUGCUAUCUGCUGUGUGGGAUGCAUGUACGAAAAACUAGGAAGAAUGAUGGGCAGGUCGUACGAGGAGACUGUUCAGAUCCUAAUAAAGUCCUUGCGUUCCGCGGAAUCGCAAACACGUAUAGAAAUUAUGCACACGUUAGAAAAGGUGUGCGCUGGUAUGGGAUCUGCGAUAACCAAUGUGCACAAGGAGAUAUACAAAGUUUCCAGGCAUUACCUGACCGACAGAGUGAUGGCAGUGAGAUGUGCUGCUGCCAAGUGUUUGUUGGAGAUGUUGAAUCAUGCUCCAUUUUUAUAUACGACCGAAAUUGAAAGCGUCGCAACGCUAUGCUUCCGGGCAUUUGAAGGUUCAAAUUACGAAGUGAGAUGCUCCGUCGCUAAAUUGCUUGGCACUUUGGUAGCAAUGACGCAGCUUCCUUCACCUAAGAUAAAAAAUCCUACAGUUGCACACAACAAAGGUGUUAAGCAGGCAUCGCUCGAAGAAGUGUUAAAUAUCUUAAUGUCUGGAUUUUUAAGAGGCGGCGUCGGUUUUUUAAAAGGAACUGGCGAAAUCAUAAAAGGAAGUUCUAGUAUAAAUAGAGAAGUGCGAGUUGGAGUGACACAUGCGUACGUGGUAUUUGUUCAAAUGUUGGGCGGUACUUGGCUGGAACGAAACAUUGGCGCGUUAAUCGCCCACGUUUUAGACCUGGUUACAAACCCGAAAGCCGCUAGCUCGCACGUCGAGGCGGUAUACUCGCGUAAAUGCGUGAAUUUUAUAUUACGCGGUACCAUUGGCAAGUUAUUAGGGGAAGGCGCUCAAGCAGCUGCUUGCAAAGAGAUAGCGCAUAUCAUCUUAAAGCAGAUGAAUUCCAUUGAUUUCAGUCCGGAAAACGCCAAAGAUUGCAAUCAGGAAACAUUAUUCAGCCAACACUUAUUAGUGUGUGCGCUACAAGAAAUGGGCAAUCUGAUACUGGGAUUAGGUACUACAGCCACGAAUUUGUUAUCCGAUCAAUCUCUAAGUCUGAUUGAUGCCAUAAUGGCCGUUUUGGUGCAUCCGUGUCAAGCGGCUAGAUUAGCGGCUUCCUGGUGCUUACGAUGCAUAUGCGUGGCGGUACCGAGUCAAAUAACACCUCUGAUCGACCGCUGCGUUGACGGGAUUGAAAAUAUGCGUAGCUCACCGGAAGCUAUAGCUGGUUAUAGCAGUGCUCUUGCCGCAGUGCUGGGAAGUGUUCGUCUGUCACCUUUGGGAGUCCCUCACACCAAGGGAAAGAUAAUUUUCAAUACAGCGGAAGAGCUUUUAAGAAGCGCGAGUCAGAACAGUCGUUUAUCUUUAAAUCGUACGCAUGCAGGAUGGCUAUUAAUAGGAGCGAUAAUGACUUUAGGUACGGCAGUAGUAAAGGGCUUGUUACCGAGAAUGUUACUUCUAUGGAGAAAUUCUUUCCCGCGUUCGAACAAAGAACUCGAGAGUGAGAAAGCUCGCGGUGACGCUUUCACGUGGCAAGUGACUUUGGAAGGACGUGCCGGCGCAUUAUCCGCUAUGUAUAGCUUCCUGUUACACUGUCCGGAACUUCUGAACGACGAUAUUACACGACGAUUACUCACACCGAUCGAAUCUGCUCUGGCAAUGUUGACGAAUUUGUCUCCCGUUUUGAAAAAUUAUGGCCAACAAUUGAAAGCUCCUGCGGCUAUGGUUCGUUUGCGCUUAUACGAAACGCUGUUGUUGCUACCACCGCAAAUGUUCGAAAGUUCUUACACGCAUCUUUUGAGGAUGCUAGUAUCGGAGUUCACGCUUACAGAUAAUCCAGGAAAUACAACUACUUCUUUAUUGAGUGUAGUUUGUCACGCUAACGAUUCUGUGAUUCUUGGUACGUGGCUACAGGAGACUGAUCAUCGUACAAUAGAAGACCAAAUGGAACCAAACAGAAGGGCAGAUUUGGAACAUCUUCAACCAAAUAGUGCUGCAGGAUCUGGCGCACUGGAACAUAAUACAUGCUGUCUUUAUAGACCAAUGCCACACUUUGAAAUGAUUCCUGGUCCCUUGCCGUUAGGUGUAGCAGUAAUUGAUUUAUCAGUUGCGUUAUUCGGCCAGAUAUUCCCACGUGUAGCAAACAAGCACAGACUGCAGAUGUUGGAUCAUUUUAGCGAGUGCAUAAAGCAUACCAAAUCUGGAAGACAGGAAGCAAUACAAAUGAACGUGUUUACUGCUGUAUUGAGUGGCUUGAAGGGUCUCAAUGAGGCAAAAACAGGCUUCGGACAAGAGGACGUCAAGAAAUCUGCUACUAAUCUUAUCAUCAGUACGCUGGUCAGUAGCAAUCCUAUUCUACGAUGGGCAGCGGGAGAAGCGGUUGGCAGAAUGGCCCAGGUGAUCUCCGAUCCCAAGUUUACCGCGGAAUUGGCGCAGACUAGUUUUGAUCGUUUGAAAUCGGCGCGUGACGUGGCCAGCAGAACCGGCCACUCGUUGGCGUUAGGCUGCCUUCAUAAGUACGUCGGCGGAAUGGGCUCUAGCCAGCAUCUCAACACUAGCGUUAGCAUCCUGCUCGCGCUUGCUCAGGAUAAUUCGUCUCCUGUAGUACAAGUUUGGGCAUUGCACGCUUUAGCUCUGAUAGCUGAUUCCGGUGGACCAAUGUUCAGGGGUUACGUGGAACCUACGCUAUCCUUAGCACUUACUCUUCUUCUCAAUGUUCCUCACUCUUACAUUGAUGUGCAUCAAUGCAUCGGAAAGGUUUUAUCGGCGCUUAUCACGACGAUAGGACCAGAAUUGCAAGGCAACACGUCAACGAUUUGCAUGGCACGGUCGUCAUUUUUGUGCGCGUGUGCCAUUAUGCAGGAUCAUCAGGAUCCACUUGUCCAAGCCGAAGCAACCGGCUGCCUUCAACAAUUACAUCUCUUUGCACCUAGACACGUCAAUUUGUCUUCCCUUGUUCCUACAUUAUGUCGUACACUAUCCAGCAAUCAUUUGCUUCUGCGUAAAGCUGCAAUAUCGUGUCUUCGGCAACUUGCUCAGCGCGAAGCGAAAGAAGUAUGCGAGCACGCGAUGACACUGGCUAACGAAAGCAGAGACACUAAUGUAGUAGAAGGUCUCGUUAUUACUGAGACCGGUCUUCCAGGCGUGCUAUUCAGUAUGCUGGACACGGAAACUGAUAGUAAACUAAUUAAAGAUAUUCACGAUACUUUGACGAGCAUGCUACAGAUACUAGCGGCUGAUAACUUGUCUCAAUGGUUGUCACUUUGCAAAGAUGUUCUCACGAUAGCCACAGAAUCGAGUACGAUCGAGGAAGGUAACGCGGCGAAUGCGGAAGAUAGCACUGCUGAUAAUGAAUCAGCAGAUGCGGAGGGUGAUGACGACCAAGCUGAGUUCCACGCUGACGAAUCUACCAAACAGCGACCGUCUAUCACACCGAGAUGGCCAACGAGAGUUUUCGCGGCGCAAUGCGUCCGACGUAUUGUCGCGGCUUGCAUGAAUAACAAGCAAGCGCACUUUGAUCUUGCCCUGGCCAAAGAGAUGCAGCAAUCUAAGGGAAAAGGAGAUUUUCUGGUAUUACAUCUGUCGGACUUGGUGCGCAUGGCUUUCAUGGCCGCGACGAGUGAUUGUGAUCCAUUGCGGCUCGAAGGUCUCAAAACUUUGCAAGAGAUUAUUGAUAAAUUCGCCAAAGUUCCCGAACCGGAGUUUCCCGGACACUUAUUGCUCGAGCAGUUUCAAGCACAGGUCGGAGCUGCUUUAAGACCAGCCUUUUCCGCGGAAACACCAUCACAUGUUACAGCUGCAGCCUGUGAAGCUUGCAGCGCGUGGAUCGGUAGCGGCGUCGCUAGGGAUCUUAAUGAUCUACGAAGAGUACAUCAGUUACUUGUGUCAUCUCUGGAAAAAUUAAGAGAAGGUAACACUCGACCACAGUUGUACAACGAGAGCUUGUCGACGUUGGAGAGAUUGGCGAUUCUAAAAGCAUGGGCAGAGGUAUAUGUAGUUGCGAUGAUAAGAGAUGGAUCCGCAUUGAACAGCAAAGAUACGACUAAUCGAAACGCAAAUCAAGUCGACGAGGUCAACGAGGAGGAUUUUGGAGAAUUCGAAUUUCAAAGCGAAAGUUUAUUGAGCCUCGUACAGCCGGAGCUUCUGAGUCUAAGUCAACAUUGGUUAUCCGCGUUGAGAGAUCAUGCAUUACUUUCUUUGCCACCAGAAUUCUCCAGUCAAUUACCGCACGAUGGUGGUGCUUUUUACACGACAGACACUAUGGAAUCCGCGCGUCCUCACUAUGUAGAAUCGUGGGCGCCAAUUCUUCACGCCGCAACUCUCUGGCUCAAUGCUAGAGGAUUCGAAAUCGGAGACAGUAAUCAGGAAAAAGCGACGACAAAUCUCGCUAAUAAUAACAAUCAUCAUAAUAAUAAUAAUAUUAAUAAUAACGAUGAAUCCGCUACUUCUAAAACUAACGCAAAUGUUGAACGUUUUCACUUGUUAUUUGGUAUAUGUAUGGAAGCUUUGUGCAGCCCUCGCUCUUCCGAAUCCCCGCAAAAUAUAAAGACAUGUUUAAAUGCAUUAUAUACAUUACUCGAUUCAACAUGGGCACGUAAAGUCUUUAUCUCGGAUCGCUCCUUGCCCAUCGAAUUAUGUAAUGUUCUUCAUAGAUUACUUUUAACACGAGAGAGUUAUGUCAUUCAAAUGAUAGUGAUGGAAGUAUUGAAACAAGUGAUGAAAGCAGCGCAGGAAGAUCUUGCUGAAAGGAAAAGGUUGAAACUCAAAGAUAAUGCAUCGACACAUAAAGAAAGCAAUGAAACGGUAGAAAUGGAUUUGUUGGGCGAGGGAGAAGAAAGCGGCGAGCUCACGCCUGGCAAAUCAUUAGUGUUUGCUGUCCUGGAGGUGUGUCUGUGUCUCCUGGUGCGACAGAUACCAGCGUUGAAUCCAAAUCCUGGCGGUGCCACUGCCAUCUUAUCUCAGAAGGGAUAUGUACCAUCUGAGAAGAGUGGCAAGCUGAUCGCAUCAUCCCUUAAUAUAAUGGAAUCUCUUCCCACUUUAUGCUCCCCACAAGGUGCAGUGGCAAUUCUCCCGACGCUGCUGUAUCUGGCGACAGGCGUGAUACGCGAAACCGCGGUGCGUACAGACAACGAUAACACCAAAUCCGGUUCGGAAGCGCCAGUUCAUGCCGCAUUGCACUGCGUCAAGAGUCUUAUCAGUAACAAAUACGCGCGGGAUCACAGGAGUGAGGAGCAAUGGACGGGGUUACUGCGAAGCGCGCUUGCCAAGAUUAUCGAUCUUGCCAAAACAGGCCAUGAUGAAACUAAAAUGGAUGAAGUGGCGAUGAUGCUAGGUAUCGCAGUAUUUGUGUUGCACGCGUCACCAGACGUAGUGAGCGCUCCGAAUUUGCAAUUUCCAUGCAUUAAUCACUUUCGACAUGCUUUCCAAUCCGAAAACCUAACGGUGAAGCUGAAGUGCGUGCAAACGUUAAGAACGAUAUUUCUGCAUCCGGAACGUAAUAUAAGCACGCCGUACAUUCAUGCGCUCGCACCGCGAUUGGUAGAAUAUCUAUAUAGCGACAAGAGCAAACAGGUGACGAAUGACAUGGACUUGACUUUUACGCUGGAGUGCAUCAGUACAGUGGAAGCUCUCAUAGGACUUGCCGAUCUCCCUAAUCGUAUCCAAAUGUUGACUUUGCUCGUACCAAUUUUAAUCAAUUACCUACUGGAAGGAGACGAGCUCCAACGUGCUACUAAAUAUCAAGCGAGCCUCCAUCAACAAAGUUUUCAGUGGCUCAAUAAGAUUGGGCCGAAGUAUCCGCAAGAAUUUAAGACGCUAAUGUCGCAGUCCACCGAGCUGAAAACUAAAUUGGAAAAUGCUGUGAGAACCACCCAUCAGCAAGCGCAACGCCACACCCGGCCAGUUGAUCCUGUAAAACCACAGAUCAAGAUCUCCACGCCAUCGAUCAAGUUAAAAACCGAUUUUUCCAACUUCAACUAAAGGAGAUAACAGAUAAGAGAUAAUUUAUUAAGACCUCAGUAAGAGAGAUUAACAUAAAUAUAACGAUAUUAGCGUUUUUGUCGUAGAUCCAAUCGUGUUAACGCGAUUGACUUCACCCAACAAUUAUCAAUUAUAUUGAGCGAAUCGAAUUAAUUGCUGUUUACCACAUCUUAGCAUCGUGAUAAUUAUAAAGUGAUAUUUCCUCGUUAGAAAAUUAUACUUGACUGUACUUAGAGAUAAAAGAAUUAGAAGAAACAUUAGUGACAUUACAGGACAGAUGUAAAGGAAUAGGUGAUGGGAAUGGGAAAAUCGAUGUCGGACGAUCAAUUAAUUGCUACUUUGAAAUGAUACUUAUCUUACAUUCUCAUCCCAUUUUAACUUCUUCAUUAUCAAGUACAAUAACGUUCCUGAUUUUCCAGUUGUGCUUUCUAAAGUGCAAAAAGAUAACUUUAUAUCAGACUUUCAAAUUGUGUAUAUAUAUAUGUAGAAAAUUUAGCGUAUAACAUAGAGAUUAUUAAUUUAUUUAAUGAUAUAAAUAAAGAUGUUGAUAUAUAUUCUCACCUCACUACUUUGAUGGAUUAUGAAAGAGAUAACAACUAAUAAUUUAUUCCGUGAAAAGUGUGUGGUGUUAAAAAAUUAAAUGACUGCAAGUGUAAUAUGCACAAACAAAGUUAUAUAGAUAAUAUAAUAUAGAUAUUUCAGUGCUCAUUCAAAUCAUUAAUCUACGACUUGUAAGCUUUAUUUUUAAAUAAUUUUUAUUGUAACUGACUGUAACCGAUAAUUUUUAAUGUAAUCGAUAGAAUUAUUUAUUAACGACAAAUUAUUGUCACAUGGGUUUUUUCGGGAAAAUAUUUGCCAUAAAACAAAUGAUUAAAAAUUAAUAUGAAAUAUAGACUGUUUUAACCCAGAACAUAUUUAAUAUUCUUCUGAUAAGAAGACUGAUAACUUCCUGUUUUGAUUUAAUGGUUUUUAAUACACAGACGUGAAGAAAAAGUAAAAAUGUACACAUGUUUGCGUAUCUAGAGUUGAUAAGUGAGGUGGCAAUUUCAUCGAACGAAUGUCUGUUCUGACAUAUCGAAAAUAAUACCGAGCCUUUUUUUUGUAUCAUGAAUUUUUGUAAGAGUGAUCUUUUUUCUAGAUUGCAAUGAGAUAUACGAGAAACGCUUUCGGUAAAUUAAUACCGUAUAAAUGCUGGGCAUUACAGCAAAACGAUCCAUAAAAUUUAACAAUUUCUUUUGCAUUCGAUCUUUAAAUAAUAGAUUGAAGUCCAAUGGGAAUGAAAAGUAAGAAUGUACUGUGUGACAUAAAUCCUUACAGAAAUAUAAUACCAGCAAUAUUAAAUUGGCAAGUAAUUAUUAUUUAUUUUUAGUAUUAAAAGCAUUAACCAACAGUGCUUUUAAUACUAAAAAUAAAAAAUAAUUAUUGGUCAAUUUAACACUGUUAUUAUUAUACUUCUAUAUAGGGAAAUGUAAGAAAUUAAUACCCUUUUUUGAAUUUAGUCGCAUUAUUGCGUUUUCGCCUUAGAAAGACAACGCAAUAGACGACCACAUAGAUUAGAUACAAUUUUGAGAUUGCCGGAGUUGCAGCACGGAUAUUGAUUAAUGUUUUUACAUGGAUUACGGACCAUAAUCGCGCAACGAUAUUACAAUGCAAAAAAACGUAAAAGAAUUGUAUAAAUUCCUAAAGAUUUCGUCUCUUCUUUGGGUUCACAAAUACAAAACUAUUUUUUUUCCAACUUUUAUUUGAAGUUCGGCGUGGCGAGUCUCGUGAUGUCUGUAUAUAAUUCAGUUUGAAUUGUAUGGUAGAUCUGACGUAGUGCAUAUAAAUUUUAUAAGGUAAACCGAGACGAAUUAUUAUAAAAAUGUGGAAAGGAUUAGAUGCUCGAUAAAUAUGUUCUACUAUUUUUAUAUAAUUAUUUUAGGAAUCCUGUUGAGAUUGUUUGUAACUUUUAAUUGCGUGCUCCACGAGAGGAGCACAGCCAUUCACACAUAUAGGAUAAUUAUGCCUAAAAUGACAUAUCUUUUUUUAUUAAAUUUUAUUUUGCAAUAUUUAAAAACUAUUUAGAUACACUCUCAGCAUAAACAUAAUUUGCUAAUAUAAAUGUUUAAAAACCUUCAUUACCUUGACAUAUUUUUGUAAUAACUUAUAAACGAAAAACGUAAUUAUUUAUUUUGCCCUGAGAUAUUGGGCAAAAUGGCACACGAAUAUUAUCCAAGAUGUUAUUUAAGGUAUCCAAUUUAAAAACAAAAGUUAAUUAUGAAAGUGCAACAAAAAUUUAUAAAAAAACUUAAUGAUAAAACAUGAAAAGAUUGGGCGCGUUUAGCACUCAACAUGUUGAGAUAUUCUUCUAGAUCAUUCAAUCAGAGCUUUAGAUCUAGAAAAAUAUGCCAAUAACAGCGAGCACUCGCUCAACUGUUGAGUGCCCAUUUUAUUCCAGUAUGUCGUAUUAAACACAAUUUUCCCUAUAUAUAUUGUGUAUAUUUCUCUGAUCAGCGCACUUCCAUGUACCGAUCAAGCGUCGCGUUUCGAUUGAUAAUUUUCUUCGAUAAAUAUGGUACAAAAUUACAGUGUUGUAUUGCGUAACUGCUGCAGUUUUGACGAGAAAUAAAAAUAACCGAUUAUA
Messenger RNA from Solenopsis invicta (red fire ant), 9186 nucleotides. Its product is annotated as HEAT repeat-containing protein 5B. Gene Ontology annotation, biological process: intracellular protein localization; endocytosis; retrograde transport, endosome to Golgi. Gene Ontology annotation, cellular component: Golgi apparatus; endocytic vesicle; membrane. The record is from RefSeq and is a predicted model, not a curated record. Bases 300 to 6563 code for a protein of 2087 amino acids. The transcript is spliced from 33 exons. Lineage: Eukaryota; Metazoa; Arthropoda; Insecta; Hymenoptera; Formicidae.